CGCGAAAGCAUAAAGCAAAUAGUAGCAGCAGCACCACCCAGCAAAAAAAGAGGGAAAAAAAAUCGGAAACACUGAACCGUACAACUUCCGCUGAGCACCUCCACCUCCACUUCCUGCAUCUAUAAGAUAUACAGCACAUUCAAUCUGCGGUCUCUCCAUCGUUUUUCCAUUUUCCUCCGAUAAUCUCAUCGGGCCGUUUGGUGCUCAUCAUUGUCGCUGAGUCCAGCAAAGUCGGGCGUGCCAGCUAAUUCAUGAUAUUAGGUUUCUUAGAUAUCUUCUUUGAUAUUGAACUACAUCGACUUAAACCUCGAGGCCGUUCAAUUGAAGGAAACAACAAGAAUAAGCUUGAUAUGAGUCCAGUUGAUGAUACCCCUCUGUCUAAUCCUGCUGGCGAUCCGGGCGGAUUUUCUGUGACUGGGGUUAGGGAUUUUGGGAAAGUGAAUGGUUCAUCUGUUACCUAUGGGUUCGAGGGCUUGAAUGCUGAAAUGGAGGGUCUGAAAAGAGAUAAAAGUUUGGUGGUAGAAACUGAAGGUAACAAUAGAGAACCUGAGCCAAACGAGGGGUAUUCCUGGAAGGGAGGAGUUUGUGGGCAAGAAACUGUUAAAACUGAUGGUAAAUUGGAUGUACAAUUAAAGGGUGCUGACAAUAAUGAGGUUAAAGAUAAGAUAGACCCCGAUCACAAUGAAGAGAUGGGAGUUUGUGAGUUUCCACAAUAUGGUGACAGCGGGAAUCGAAAAAGUUUCUUUGUGGAUUUGAAUUCGCACCAUCAGGAGGGAAUUUUUAUUCAAGGUGCUGAAAGUACAACGGCUUUGAUUGAGGGUAGCUUGCCAUUUUCUGUUGGUUUAGCGGAAGUUACAGAUGCCACUAUUAAAAAUGGUGUAUCUGCUAGAAACCGACAAGCACCAAUUAAAGAAGUGAUAACAAGUGGACCAUUUAAUGAAGUGGAUGGAAAGGAUGCUAAGCCUUGCAUACUGAUACCAAAAAGUCGUGGGGAAGGGAAUCAGAUGGAAAAGGAAAGCGAAUUUUAUGUGUCUGAUUUAGUAUGGGGCAAGGUAAGGAGCCAUCCAUGGUGGCCUGGCCAGAUAAUUGAACCAUCAGCUGCAUCCGAGAAAGAAAUGAAAUAUUUUAAGAAAGAUAGUUAUUUGAUUGCUUAUUUUGGGGACCAAACUUUUGUAUGGAAUGAAGCCUCAAAGAUAAAGCCAUUCCAAAUGUAUUUCUCUCAAAUGAAGAAGCAAAGUAAUGCCACUGCUUUCUGCAAUGCUGUGAACUCUGCCUUGACUGAGGUUUCUAAAAGGGUCGAGUUUGGCUUGGCCUGCAGAUGCUUGCCUGAGGAGGUAAGUGCCAAGGUCAAGUCACAGGUGGUUUUAAAGUCUAGUAUCUGGGAAAAAUCAAUCAGGACAUAUGCUGGAGAUAGUUUUUCAACUGCAGCAGCUUUUAGUCCUGCAAAACUCGUCAACUCUUUGGAGGCAUUAGCUAAAUCCCCACAUAAUGAUAUUGAUGAUUUGGAAUUUGUCAUAGCAAGAGCGCAGUUAUUGGCAUUUAAUAGAUGGAAGGGUUAUUACCAACUACCUGUAUUUGAAGAACUAAAUGGUUUUUUGGGAAACGAUCUUGAUCUUGCUGCAGUACAGGAGGAGAAAAAUCUUGUUGAAGUGAUUGAUGAUGGUUUGGGUUCUGAGGAAGAUAAUGAAAUUGAAUGUGGAAAAAAAAUGUCUCCUUUGCAUGGGGUUUCUUGCAGGGGCAUGGAUCUCCCCUUGAAUAAUGAGCGCAAAACAAAAAAGAAAAAACACUUGCAGGACUUGAUGUCUGGAAGCAGCUUGAGCUUUCGAGAUGGUGGAUAUGAAGACGAAGGGAAAGCAAGCAGUGACAAGGCUUCUGUAUCUUCUGGAAAGAAACGCAAAGCGCUUGGUUCUACAUCCAGUGAAUCAACGAAAAGAAUGAGGAAAAGGGUUUCCAUGCAGAGUGCAAGAACUGCAACUUCAUUGUUGAGAAAUUACGUUGAAGUUGGAGAUAGCAUGCAUGGGCUUGCGGGGAAACUACAUAGUGGUGCGGUUCCCCCUCUUAACACUGGCAUUAAAAUUUCACAAGGAGCAAUAGUUAACCACAGUAAAAAGUCUGGAAAGACUUAUUAUUCUGGAGCUUCAACCUUGACCGCUGAGAAAUCUUGUAGAAGGCCACCUCCUUGUGAGUAUCCUUCUAUGAGUGAGAUAUUUUCAGAGCUGUGUCUUGCUGCUGAAAAUCCAGUGAAAGGUUACAGUUCUUUGACAACAAUAGCUGGUUUUUUCUGUGAUUUUCGCAACUCUAUCUGUAUGGAACAUAACAAUCUUAAAAAAAGGACAAAGUCAUCAGGUAAACAAAUAGUUAAAAAGUCAGCCAAUGUAGAAGCUGCAGAAGCAUUUGAAUUUGAAGGUAUGGAAGACUCUUACUGGACUGACAGAAUUAUCCAGAGCAACUUGGAUGAUCAGGUACUGUUCGAACCUGAGCCCCCCUGAGAGAAGGAUGUUGUUGUUGCUGAACAAGAAGGUUUGGAGGGUACAAAUCCAAACUUGGAUAAUCAACUUGAAAUGAAUCCUGUGGUUACUGAACUGGGAGCAGAAGAUCCUGUGCGAUCGUACCCUGUGGAUGAAAAGUCAUAUAAAAACUAGUCUGAUCCUUAACUUCACUUAUUUAGAAUCUAUUCCUUCAAUAACUAACCUGAACGAUAUAUUCGACUGCUAUGGACCAGUGAAGGAGUCGCAGACUAAAGUUCUAAGUAAGAGCAAGCGCGCAAAAGUGGUCUUCAAGAGGCGUUCUGAAGCUGAAACUGCCUUCAAUAGUGCUGGAAAAUUCAACAUUUUUGGACUUUCGCUUGUUAGUUAUCGCCGUAGAUACACAUCACCUCGCAAAGCUGCUGCCACAUGCAAAACUAAAAGAAGAAGAAAGAAUGCAAUAUCAAUAGAAGACAGUGCAAUGUGAUAUUUUUCAUGGUGAGAUGAGUUCUAAGUAUUCUCCUAUAGCAUGUGUACUCUUUCUUCCUUUUUUUUUUUUUUUUUUUUUUUUCUCGAAGGAACAUGUGUACUCUUACUGACCAAUGUAAAGUGAAGAAAUUCUGUAAACCAUGCAAUUACGUGUACAUGAUUAGCAUGCACAGCUAAUCUACUGAGCCUUUGUAGAUAAUGCUUAUGUUUCCAGUUGAGUUUGA
Coffea arabica (coffee) is the source of this 3178-nucleotide messenger RNA. Its product is annotated as PWWP domain-containing protein 5. NCBI's taxonomy places the organism in Eukaryota, Viridiplantae, Streptophyta, Magnoliopsida, Gentianales, Rubiaceae. The record is from RefSeq and is a predicted model, not a curated record.